AUGUCUUUGGAAGAUCGGUUCCAUCCUUUGGCACCAGCGCAUCCUCCUGCGGCUCCUAUAGUGGCAGAUAGCCUUUUGGUCCCCAGGUUGGACGAUGCACUGGGGAAUUUCCGUGGGUAUGGAAAGCGAGAACGACGUCGGCGUGAACAGACGCGGAAGCUGCGAGAGUUCUUGAAAAAGCAUCGUUUCCCAGAUGUGAAUGAGCCGCAGCAGUUCCACGUGACGUUCUGCAUUCUUCCGCGACGGAAGGAGGAACUCUACCCGAUUCACAUGGCUGCCAGGCUUGGCGACUACGAGAUGUUGAGGCUUCUUCAAAAGGCUGGUGCAGAUUCAUCUCAAAAGACCUCUCUGGGCCGCAGCGCCCUGCAGCUGGUGGACCAGCAGACGGAGCAAUUUGAACACAUCAGUUUGUUGCUGAAUGGCCAGCUUAUGCCUGCUCCAGCUCGAAUGCUUAAAUCUUUGAGUGCAUCAGAUGACAGCAUCAGCAGCUGA
Cladocopium goreaui is the source of this 492-nucleotide messenger RNA. The record is from the annotation of a GenBank genome assembly. NCBI's taxonomy places the organism in Eukaryota, Dinophyceae, Suessiales, Symbiodiniaceae.